GUCUUCAUGGGCUUCGCAUAUUCCACGAUCACUGUCCGAAGAGAUGCAUUCCGGUCUUGAGCCUAGCCUUGCAACAUUCUCUCCGUCCCUUUUUUGGUGUAAGACGACUCUGUGUGGUAUCUUUUGUUCCAAUUGAUAGAAUUUCUCCGCAAUCCAUCUACACGCCAUCUCAACAUACAGUGCUCGUCACAUAAAUCAUAUCGCCAUCCAACUGUUGAACCAGCACAGCAACAUCAUGGAUCUAUCCAAGAUUUCAGGACUUGGCUUCGUAGGCCUGGGAGCAAUGGGCCUGCCAAUGGCUGGCCAUCUUGCUGCCAAGCUCCCCGAGCACAUUCAGGUCUACGUCUUUGAUAUCAAUCAGGCAAGUGUCGAUCAAGUCCACAAAGACCAUCCCAAAAGAGUGGUCAAGUGUUCGUCGGCAAAGGAGGUGGCAGACAAAUCAGAAAUCAUCCUGACUAUGCUUCCCGAGGGCAAGCAUGUCCGAUCGGUUUAUAUCGAGGGAGGAUCCACCACGAUCUUGUCGAGUGAUGUCGCGGGCAAGCUACUAAUUGAUUGCUCAACCAUCGACACAGCUAGCAGUCUUGCUGUCAAAGACUACAUCAAUGAGAAAUUCCCCACGGCGUCCUUUUACGAUGCACCAGUCAGUGGAGGCGUGGUCGGCGCUCAGAAAGGAACGAUAGCAUUCUUCCUUGGCUGUGACGGCAAAGAUCCUAACCUCUCCAACAUCACCGACCUCUUGAAGCUGAUGGGCAAGGAUGUGAUCCCUUGCGGUGGGCCUUCAAAAGGUCUCGCGGCCAAGCUGUCCAACAACUACUUAUCCGGGACCAUCGCCAUCGCCGUCUCCGAAGCCAUGGACAUGGGGAUGCGGUCGGGGCUAGAUCCUCGAGUAUUGGCCAAAGUCUACAAUGCCGGCACGGCCCAGAACACCAUUAGUGACCGGUUCUGUCCUGUACCAGGCGUGUGGCCUGAGGCGCCGUCAUCCAAAGGCUACACCAACGGCUUCAAAGUGCAAUUGAUGCACAAGGAUUACUCGUUAGCCAUGGACAUGGCGAAGAGAGUUGGUGCGAAGAACGUCCUGGGUGAGGCGGGUCUUGCGACGUACAAGGGGGCAAUGAAUGAUCCGAAAUGCUACGACCUGGAUUCGAGAGUGGUGUUCAGAUAUCUGGGUGGAAAUGAGGAUUGGCAGAAGGACGCGGACGAGGCUACAGCCAGUAAAUUGAAUUGAUGCGGUAGCCUUCUACAGUACUACUAGAUAGAUGUACCAUAUGAUGCACCCUAGCGACUCGCGAGAAGGCCCGAUGAGAGUUGGGGUAAAUCUGGAAGAUUUUGGAGAAGGUGGAAAGUUGCCGGUCAAUCUCUCUCCGAAAUGCGGAGCGUCAUUUUUCUGGUACAGCGAUGAUGGGUG
Molecule: messenger RNA, 1405 nt
Organism: Exophiala viscosa
Lineage: Eukaryota; Fungi; Ascomycota; Eurotiomycetes; Chaetothyriales; Herpotrichiellaceae
Product: 3-hydroxyisobutyrate dehydrogenase
Exons: 2
Coding region: 236-1225 (329 amino acids)
Biological process (GO): L-valine catabolic process
Cellular component (GO): mitochondrion
Molecular function (GO): NAD binding; 3-hydroxyisobutyrate dehydrogenase activity; NADP binding
Source: RefSeq, a predicted model, not a curated record